Messenger RNA from Podarcis lilfordi (Lilford's wall lizard), 18036 nucleotides. The record is from the annotation of a GenBank genome assembly. NCBI's taxonomy places the organism in Eukaryota, Metazoa, Chordata, Lepidosauria, Squamata, Lacertidae.
GUGCAUUUUUAUUUUAUGGCUUGAAAACACCCAACAGCAGCGAAGGAUAAGGACCUCAGCUUGCAUACGUAAACACUGUUUACAAGGAGAGCCCGGCAGCUGCUCUGGAUGAAUUAGCCUGGCAGAGAAGCAUGGUUUGUAUCCCCGCCCGCACUGACGUCCCGAAAUGGCGCGAUCUCCAUUCGCGAGAGCUGAUCGCCUAACUCUCUCCCUCGGAAGGACAACACCUCCCGGCCUGCCUCUCUACCAACCCCCGCUCUCCACGAGGCCCCUUCGGAACGGCAGCCGCCUACAACUCCCAAGCGGGGCAGCGGGCCCUCCAUCGCGUCCAGCAAAGGCGUUCAAACCGCGGCCUCUGGCGCGUUGCCUUCUGGGAGUCGCAGUCCGCAAGCCGGUUGGAGAGAAAGGGGCCUUUGCGCAGCCGCAGCCGCCUUCUCCGCGGCUCCUCCUCAGGGAAGUAGCGCCGCCAUUUUCUCUGGCGGACUGAAGCGAGCGUCGCGUCCGCGCACGGGAGGUAAGCGAGUUUAGUUGGACGCUGGCACCGCCGGCGAGUGUGCGGUUUUCCUCACCCGGGAGAGGGACCGAGCCGGAGCAGGGGCGGGUGGGAGAGCGAGGCGGCCCGUGGCGUCGGGGGAUAAGAGCCAGCGGGCUCCGUUUUAUCUGCUGUGGUAAACGGAGCGGAGCCAGGCUGCGAGGCCGAAGCUCCGCCUUGCCUGGGCCCUGCGCGGCGCCCGUUCCCUUCAUUGGGUCCCUGGUGAGGACUCCCUCUCCGCAUCCCCCGCCCCGGCGCCCCCUCGUCUUCGUCCCCACUUCUCUCGAGCCACUGCCGUUAACACUCUCGUUCUUUCCCCCUUCCCUUUUCCCUCCCUGCCUUCUGCUCCCGAACCGCUUUUGCAUCCCUCCAGAUCGGGCCUUGCAAGCGCAUCUCAGCAGCCGAACUUUUCAUCCAUUUCCACUCAAAAGGUAAUGAUUGAGACGGACGAUAAGGGAGCACAUUUGUUUUUGUUUUUAACCCUCCUCACGAUCUCUCUCUCUCUCUGGACAUUUAUAUUUUUGUGUGCACGCGAAAAUGUCUUUAUUAUUCCGCCCCCCGCCCCGGUUUUUUUUUGGUAGGUAUGUUAUGAAAAGGAGGCUGAACGGCCUCUGAUGCAGAAACAUCAUGAAUCCUAAACUUGUUAUCUGCUAAGGUGUUGCCUUAUCUACUACCAGCUUCUUUUGGUGGAGGUAGUGGCUUUUGAGUUACACAAGAGCUCAGCUUGAAGGGUUUCUAUGCUCCAACACCAGUGGGAGUUGGCACCAAGUGAGAGGUGGUUUUAAUUAUUUAUUUCUAUGCAGUGGAUGUUUGACUACAUGUUUUGAGAGUGUGCAUUGGGUACAUUUGUGAUAAAACUAUACUCUAAAGUUGUUUGCAUCUAUAUUGGCGUGAUAUAGUGUUUUAAGAAAUAUGUUUUAAACACUGUCUUCAGUUGUCUCUUCUGUCCAACAUCUGUGGGACUGAAUUUUAGUAUUGAUAUAAUAAAAUACCUAACGUGAACACAAAAACUUAAUUUUUUUGCAGCUUAGGCUAAAAUGAGUGGCUGUCGUGUCUUCGUUGGACGUCUAAGUCCACAUGCUCGGGAGCGAGAUGUGGAGAAAUUUUUCAAGGGAUAUGGCCGUAUACGUGAAAUCAAUCUGAAAAAUGGCUUUGGUUUUGUGGUAGGUAUAUGCGUAUUUAAAUAUUUUCCUCCCAAUCUAGAUGACUGUAGGCAGUUACAUUGUAACGUACAAAUCACAGGAAAUCUGAUUAGGCAAAAUAUCAGAAAUGUUAAACUUCCAUCUUCUCUUUAACCUUUUAGAUCUUUCUGUAAAUGGCUCUUAAUAUGUGCAAACUUCCUCUUUGAAAUUGCUAAUAUGGUAAAAUGGAAGGCUGCUUUUUAGGUAAGAAUGAAAUAAAUUAGCUUUGCAAUUAAUCAUAGCCGUAGGUUGUAUAUGCCAUGGUUCCCUCACCUGAGCCUCUCCCUCCAACCCAACAUUUCUCUCUGCUGCCAUUACAUUUUCCUUUCUCCCCCAAACUCGUAAGAAAAAUAAAAAUAUGGAACUUAAACUUAAGGUAAAUACUCAGGAUGGUUGGUUAACACUCAAAGUUUUAAGUCGGGGAGGGAAGGGGAAAACUGACAGCUUUCUUCAUAGAGGUGAACUAGCCAGGUUUGUGUGGUUCUCUUUUUGUACUGGAAUUCUCUGUUACAUGUACAAAACGAGAGCAUACUCUGAACACAAAUUACUUACAUCUUGAGGGGUUCUUAGUAUUCAGAAAUUCCAGCAACCAUUAGGUGAUCCUUCUUUCAAUGAGAAAGAAGCCAGCCAGUUCUGCUUAGGUGGGAAGCACAACAGGUUUGGUGGGACUCGUGUCGUCUUCCUGACCCAUGCUAUCAAGCAAGAGGAGAGAGGAACACAGAAGGAAAAGCAGCAGUCUUCUUUUCUGUAUUUGCCUAUCCAAGCAAACUCAGUGGGGCUGUGGGGACUUGCAUUUUCUCUUCUCUUGCUAGGCAAGCUAGGCAACUUGCCCCUUUGCCUCUGCCUAGCUGGGGUAAAGGAUACUUGGAUUCUUUCUUCCUCUCUCUGAAAUAGACAGAUAGGGAACAAAAGUCCACCCAACUAGUGCACAUCCUACCAAACAGAGGAUGAUAAAGUUCCAUUUUGGGGGCAGCAUGUGUGACUUUAUUCCCCCACUCAACAAGCAGGAGACAGGGAACCUAGCUUGCAGCUGUUUUUCCCAUGCAGGAGGGGAGAGAAGUAGUUCCAUGUGCCACCUCCAAAAUGAUAGGUAAACUGAGCAGAAAUCUAGUUAUUUCCCCUUUUCUGCAAGGCAGGAAGUUGAAUCCCACAGACGGGGUCUUCAGAGCUCAUGAACAGUGUUAGAAACUGAGAUGUGAAAGCUAGGAGUUAAAUGGCACCUUAAGCCUAAGGUUAUGGGUGCCACAACAGAAUGUCUAAGUAGGUGUUUUUUAUACAAAGCUGGAAAUGAAUGAACUGCAGCAAAAAAAAUCAUAUAUUCAUUUUCCAUAUGGUCUCAUCUGAAGACUGCAAAAAACAAAGCUAUACUUCCUGCCCACCCUCCUAAUAUUCUUAUGUGGGUCACUCCAGUCUUCAGAGAGUGGCUGGAAGUGGGGAGACAGAAAAAGGUCUUCCUUUCUUUCCACUUUGCAGACAAGCCCUGGAUUCUUCCUACACCCCCUUUCCUUCAUAUAAAUAAAUCUUUUUGGCACCAAAAUUUGCACACAUUACAGGCCUAUACAACUGAUGGCAGAGACACCCACCUUGAGUGUCCAGUUCACAAACCUAAGACUUCAUUGUCCUUCAGUGAUCCCACUCCAAAAUUGGUUUCGAUUUUAAGCAUCACUGUGAGAGAGUGAGGUAGAUAACACUUUAAAAUGCACUACUUAAACCAAACCUAUUUAAAUCAAUCUGAGGCUAUAGAGUGCAAAACUGCCUUUCUGUAAGGCCAGCUGAGAGGUGGAACCUCUCAGCUUGCCUGUAAUGAUCUCUUGGAAGUCCAGCAGGGAGGAUUUUCUCCUCCCAUGCCCUCAGCGCCAGCAGCGGCAGUUUUAAUCUUAAAUAUUAGGUGCAGCACUGCACCCAGAUCUCAGAAACUGCUCACACUAAUGAAAUUCCCUGUCGCAAAACGUGCCUAGAACAACAGGAGUUUUGAACGCUACUUAUGGAGGUUGCAUACAUAGGCUGCAUUCACCCAUCACAAUAAGCAAGGGUUGAUGGAUUAUAAUGGUAUACUGUGAAUGUGCACUGUGCUGGUACCUGCAGCCUGAUGUCUCCCACUUCACUUAUCUCCUGACAUGAGAGAGAAAGGAAAAACCAGGAAGCUGCAGUUGUUGUGACUUCAGAUAUGGGAUCCUGAUUUGUUGUUCCCAAACAAGCCAGCAUCACCGCAAGCCUUUGUUGGCUUGCAGAUCCUGACUAGUUUGGGAACUACAAACCAAGGUCUCUAGUUAGAUAUCACAGAAAGCCAAGCUUAUCUACAGCUUCAUGGGUUACUUCUCCACUCACAUCAGGAAAAGCAGUCAGGCUUAAUGUACCACCACAUCGCUUGCUCACCAUGAAUCAUAAGCAAAUCUGUCUUCUUGUGGGAACACUGACAUGGUUUUCUUGCCUGGAGGCAAUAUUUAUUUGCCCCAGGUGAGUGGUAAUUUUUCUUUUGACUUACACCAUCUUCAUCAGUAGAUUUUCCCCAUAUUUUCUUUUGACCAUAAGUCUAAAUCACAGCAGCAAACAGCAGAACUAAUGCUUUAUUCAACCUGCAUGCCAUUAUGCAGAAUGCACAGUUCUCCAAAGCUUGCCAAUUAACUUCAGGCAUAGGUGGAUGAAAUGGGAAGCAUAGGAAAAUAUCAGGUGUUUUUGUAGUCCCAGACCACUCUGUUAGGCAGCUGUAGCAUAUUGUGUGAGGCUGUUUGGUCUGAAGACUGAUGGGAAUUCAUCACUAAACCACUUCUCAUCCUGUGUGAUUUGACAGCAUGACAUGACAGCAUAGGUGUGCAUGCUGCUGGACACAGUCAGCCUGUAUCAUGAGUCCAUUCUCAUAAUAGCACAUCAUUUCACCUGUAUUUGGCAGAUUUCAUAUAUACUGAACUUGCAUUGUACAAUGGCAUGAGAUGUUACAGUAGAGGCAAGCAUUCUACUGUAUUGGGUGUUGGUGGUCUUCUAUUUUUUGUUUUAUUGUGUUUCUUAUUUAAAAUAUUUCUACCCUUCCCUUUAUUUAAAUAUUUCUUUUAAACUACAGAGCAGACACAUGUAGGCUAGCUGAACUAAUGUUCCACAAAUGCCUAGCAAAUAGAUGUUUUAGUAAUUUAAUGGUUAAGUAGAUAAGUUUUUUAAUUUGUUAUUGAAAUGAGUCAGUAGCUUCUGUACCUCAGGGGGGAGGGCAUUCCUGACAAGACCCAUUGCCAUGUUGCCACAGAAAAGUAUCUCCUGCCAGAGGAACACGUAAGAUGAACUCCACAGAACUUGAAGCGUGGGCAGGCUCGUUUAGGGAGAGAUGACACUCCUUUAAGUAGUUUCCAAGUUAGGGUUUACAAUUGUUGUUAACUUUCUCACAUAUUCAGUACUCUUGUGCUGAUAUAUACAAGUUGGGUCCAAUACAUCUUUAGAACCACUUGAGCAUGUAUAGCCUAGCCCACUCACUGAGAUCAUCUGGAGGAGCAUUGUUAAUAGUCCUCUGUGUUACAGAGUCAUGACUGUAAUAAGCUGGAAAAAGGAAUGGAAAAAAUCCCCUAUUAGGGCAAUGAGAUUUCACUCAUAAAGAACUGACUACAUGAUUCGUUCCUUCUUUUCCUUCUUAGGAAUUUGAGGAUCACAGAGAUGCAGAUGAUGCUGUUUAUGAACUGAAUGGUAAAGAACUGUGUAAUGAAAGGUAAUCUUUAAUUAUCGUAGAAUUGUAGGGUUGGAAGGGACCCUGAGGACCAUCUAGUCCAAUCCCCUGCAAAGCACACAACUAAUUGCAGAUAAAUUGCAAGUAUGUCUGCUCCAAGUAAAUUGGAUGGGAUGGUCUGCAUUUGAUUUGUGCUGCUUGUGGGCGCAGAAGGCUGGUAGCAGAUCAGGAUGCAGGAUUACCGCCUUACUUUUUCAACUGCUUUCUUUGAAACUGAAGAGCAGAAAAACUGGUGCCUACUGUUAACAAAAGAGACCUCACAAGAAAUAGGGCUUCCUUUGUUUUUGGCAGAUUACUAACAUCUUUUAAUCCUAGAUUUGACUCCCUAUAUUGAUCAGAGCAUUCUAAUUUGUGUAGUUGGUAACCCUACCAAAUAUACAGUGUUUUGUCAGGGACAACUUACCCUUUCUAUCUCCUGUGCCUAUUCAGUCUACAUAUAUGCCUUACUGAGACACUAAAAGGUUAUAUAUUUCAUUUUUUCAAGAGAGGCAAGGGGAAAGUUUGCACUCAGUAAAAUACUUUUUUUUAGCUUCUCAAGAGUGGAACUGGUUUUCCAUAUGUUGUAGUUUGACCUCUGCACAUCUUUGGGUUUGUUUUAUGGCUGACAGCUACCAGCAGCUUCAUACAUUUAACUCAGUUUUCAAAUACCUUCUAGAGUCAGUUCUGAUAAAAGGGAGGAGUUUUGCAAUGAGAAAAGCUAAGUCUUAAUUUGCACAACAUCCUUGUCUCCCCCAUGAAACUAUAUUUCCUGGGCAUCAUGUGUAAUUUACCAAAAGCAACUGGACUAAAAUUACUAUUGUAAUUUCAGAAAUAAAGUCAUUCUAAGCUUUUUCUGUUUUUACUGAGUUUUCUAGUAUUUGUAUUAAAGCUACAUUGCAAACUUUAAAGAAAUACAGGCACCCAUAAUUCACUUGCCAGGAACUCUUUGCCAGGAUGCCCAGCAGUGUGCAUACAUGUGCAUACUCUUCCUAAACUCAUUUGCACUACAGGUUGCAUAAGGUAAGAAAUAGGGAUAUUUUCAUGUGCAAGAUCUUUUCUCCCUCCAGACUAGGCAAGCAUUAGAGUGGGAGGGAGUUGGAGUCUUGCCUGUGUAUGCAAAGACUUGGUAAGCUAAGAAGAAUCAGGCGUGUCUCUCCUGCUGCUUCUUAACUAUCUUUAUUCCCCAGCAGAAAUGAGAAAAACACCUGCCACCCCCACCCAGCUCCCUGUAUAUGCAGGGUUGGUGGUAAGCACAGCUAUUGCUUUGGCCUUCUAGCUAGCCUCUGUCAACCCCCAAACUAAUACAAUUAAAAAGCUGAAAGAACUAUGAUGAUAUUCUCUCUUAUUCAGUCAUCUUAAAUUGUGUACAAUAGAUGGAUGUGUGAGGAAGUUAAGAUUUGGCAAAAAUGAGAGGGUUUUUUGGUUACACACGUCUGAAUAGACAAAUAUUUGCUUCUGUUUUCAAGUACCUCAAAAUAGCUACAUUUCAUUUAUGGAAAUGCUUGGAGGAAGAUGCCUAUUUGCUUUGUGCAUGUUUCCAGUAGAAAAAGAUUGAUGUGCUAAAGAAGCUAUGUCUAUUUUUCAUUUAAUAUUAAUAUUUCAUUUUUCAUUUAAUCUUAAAGGGUUACAAUUGAACAUGCCAGAGCCCGAAGAGGGGGUAGAGGCAGAUACCCACAACGGUUCAAUUAUUACCAAUCCUAUGGGGGUGGAUCUAGGUAAGAAAUAUGUUCUUUUUACUGCAAAGUCACUUGUUAAGCAGUUUAUAUUAGACUAUGAACAUUCUCCAUACACUCAGGAUUCUUAACAGUUCACAUUUCUAGGGGUAGCUGCAUAACAUUUUAAGGUGUUCUUAAUGAGCUGUGGUUAUUUUCCCUACCUUUCAUUACCUUUUUAGUAAGACCAAUGCAAGGAAUCUUAGGCUAACAAUCUUUUCUUUGAAAUUGCUGAAUUCCAACUACCACCUUCAACUAUAAGAAGGAGAGGUGUGUGCUGUUGAAGUCAUUAAUUAUUGCUGCACCUUGCCUAGUGGGUGUAUGGUUAGCACUUGAUACCUUUCAUGCCCAUUAAUAUAAUUAUGAUGCACAAGUAGUUUACUCUCAUGCCCACAGCAAGAGUUUGUUAUAGUUUGGUUUCAGCCUGUAGUACUUUGGUCCUGUACAAGCCUUACUGUAUGGAAUGGGCUUUGUGUGACUAGUGCUUAAUGGACUGUGCCCCUUUUUGCUUAAACUUUCGCUGGGAGCCUAGGAGACUAUAGACAAGUACUACUUCUAUAAGUUACUUGUGCUCCAAGGUCAGUAGAACCUACAACAAAGCAAAUAUGUCUACAUAGAAGACUCUAUAAGGCCAAUAUUUGUUUGAAAUACACAGUCAUUAUAGAAUGUAUUUCUGUGAUGCAUGUCGGACAGUAUAUAUGAGGAAAUAGUACUUUAAAAUAUAUUUGUCUCACAUUAAACUAUUUCACUGUGUCUACUACAAGCUGCUGUUAAGACAUCUGUUUAUGAAAUUGUUUAGACACUGUAUUGAUAAUAAUUGCUUUGAAAUAAAAUUUGCAUUUUUGCAUUUCAUUCAGAGGCAGCCUUCUUGCCGUUCUCGUGCUAAACAGAAACCAAACACAUUGGAAACUACUAAUUUUGCAUAUUGAAGUAUGCUGUUUAGAUUCUCUUUUCUUUAGUGCAGUGAUGUUGCUGCAGUAAGAGUGAUCCAAGGUCGAGGCUAAAAGUGAACUUUACUAAAGUAGGAUAUGUGACUGACGUUCAUGGGCAUCUUGCAUGGUAGUUACGUUCAUGACAUCAGGCACAUGGUGCCAGACAAGAAGAGACUACUAUUUCCAGUAGUGAAAAGUGGGACUCGGCCUUCCAGUUGGGGGAUUCUGGAACUUCUUUUAAAUGCUCUGAAGAUCUGGAUAUUCUGAAAAUGUGGGGCAUUUAGAGGUAUGCAAAUGAAAUGGAGUUGCCUCUGCUUAAAUUUCCAAAAGAUGCACUUGUUGUUGGUUGAAUUUCAUAUUAUGUAAAAGAGCCAUCAUUUGGAGUGGAUUUUGGUAGCUAGCCUGAACAAACUAAUGUUCAUACUAGCGCUUUAUAAUAUUUUGGGGUUUGAUGACAGUAAGCCAGAUCUUUUACUCAUGUAAAAUUGGGUAGAUAGUGCAUCAGCUCCCACAGCUUUUUGAAGUACUAUAGUGCUGUAGUAAGCAUGCAGUCUCCACAGCCUCAUCCUCCUGGGGUGAUUCAUGCCUGUAUGUUCAUCAUUUGAUGUGUGUUCACAGCAUGUAGGGACUUUGAAAAAUGUUAUGUUAGGUGAUAGCUUUGAAAGCUGUUUAUAUGCUGGCCGUUUCACACAUGGAGGUCAUUGACUGAUGAACACACUUGCGUGAACUGCCCCAUAGUCAUUUAGCGUGUGUCUUGCAGUUUGUGUAAAUAUUCCACUUGCCUUCCCUAUUACAGACAAUAAGCAACUGCCCGGUAGCCUUUCUCCUCAUUUAAAUAGAACACAGUCAAAUUUCUAAAACAUUUUCUGGUUUACUGAGCAAUGUGAAGCAAUCUGUCCCAGCAUAAUGCACUUUCAUUUUCCGCAUGAAGUAUAAAUGAACAAAUAAUGGAAAAAUGUGUUUCUCUUGUAGCCAGUAUGGACCACCUCUUCGUACUGAACAUAGGCUUAUAGUUGAGAAUCUUUCUUCACGUGUUAGCUGGCAGGUGAGUUGGAUUUGAACUUAAAUACUUCUUUCUUCUCAAAAACAAGUCGUCCCCUUGAAGGAGACACCAUAAAAUUUAACUUUGCAGCUAAAGCAGUCAGAACAUUUUUUAUUAAAACUCAGGCUUAAAGUUCUUUGAUUUGCAUACCAAAAAAUAAGCAUUUAAGCAGCAUGUUUUUAUUUUUAAAACUGAAGAGCUGAUUAGUGUUUCUUGGACAACUAUAAUCCUCAUCUAAUAAGAAUUGUGAAAAAUCUAUUUUAAGACAUAAUCUUCAUAAUUAAAGGCAUGUCUCAGUGGGAAGGUCUGUAGUUUGUAUCUGGCUUCAAUAGAAUGAACAGAAUGACUGCGUGGUUAAAAGAACUCUGUGUUCAUAAUGCAGAAAAUUUUAUGUAUUACUUAAUUCUAAAAGAGGUUUGUGGCUUUCAUUGCAUAGCUGGUGUGUGUGUUAAAUAACAUUCAACAUAUACAUAACUUCACAUUUAAGUAUUGCCUCUAUUUGGUUUCCUUGCAAAGACAAUGCUUUUUUACUCUUCCUAACUGUAAGGGGUACAUGACUAACAUAAACCUGAAAAUUUCAUGCCACAAAUUAGUUUGCUUUUCAGGUGCCCACAGGACCCUUGUCUUAGAACACCAAUUUCACAUGCAGAUUCAAAAUAUUUAUUCUGAAAUUGGAUAAAUGAAUCCUCACUUUCAGUAUUUCAGCUUUCUGGCAUGUUUUCCAUGCAAGUGUGGAUGUGCUUGGGUAGGGAGAAGCCUAUAUAUACCAUCUUGAGUGAAGAUUAUUCAAGUAUUUUACCAGGUGUAUACUGGAAAAAGUUGCUAUCAUUUGCUAGGUGGCACUUAGUCUGGCAGGUUUGCUAUACCAAAUAAUCCCUGAAGUUCAUUUUGAUUCUACUCUUUAGCAACGCAGCAAGCCUUCAAAGUACACCAGCUUCUGUUAUCAUUAGCCAGUGAAUCUUCAGCUGCUUCACAUACCUUUCAUUCUAAAUAUUUCGUUGUGAAACAAAAAAUGAGAUUUCAUUGAGCCAGUAAAGUAGAAUGUAAAUGUAGAAUGUAUUUUUAUUAGAUUUAUUUAUAAUAGGUUUAGGCAAGUAGCAUAUUGUCAACUUAAUAAUCUGCUUUAAAUUAGGUUCUGGUAGCCUUCAUUUUUAAUAAUAUCUAUGUGUAUAUCACUUCCUACAAAGGAGGAAUCUGCAAUCUAAAUACUUCUUUUCUGCUCUUUGGCUUGCAUGUAUGCUAACAUUUCUUGAGGCCCUGAACAAUAUUUCACCUAUUAACUUAUGGGUAUAAUGGUUGCAUCCACAGUGAAGACUAAAUUUUUUGUUUUUUAAAAAAAGCUGAUUCUGGUGUCCUGAGUUCUCUUGUAAUUUCCUUUUGACUAGUUGCUGUUGUGCUUAAAUGAGGGGCAAUUAUUACCUUGAUCUUAGCACUACUGUCAUCAGUGCAUGAUUUGUCACUUUACCUAACCUCAGUUUUGUCUUCAUUUUCAUUUGUAAAUUUCAACAUGGGGAAUGCCUAGCUUUUUAACAGUGCUCUAAACAUGUGUUCAUCAAACAGGGCUUUCUUUGGAACCCAAAGGAGGAAGGAAAGGGAAGGAACAGGUUGUAAAUAAUUGCACAGUUCAGGAGCAAGAUAGCUGUCAAGAGAAUAAUUGCAGCAAACUAUUUAGCAUACUGCACAAUAGCCUUAGCUGAAAGUAAAGAAACAGGGCUUACUAAUAUAGGAAAUAAACCUGAGGCAAGUUAGCGUUUGUUAGCUGAUGUAGUAAAUUGUAAGAAUAAUGAAGAGCUUAGUGUAGGAUGGAGAGGUCCACAUGGGUGAUGAAGGGAAGCCUGGCAUAUACAUUUGGAGUUCUCUAUUUGUGUGGAAAUACAGAACUCAACAGUUGAGUCCACUGUAGAACAAAAUACAUAUAUUGAACUACUUGUGUAAUUUGACAGGAUUAAAAUUGCUGCCUUUCCAAUAAGUUGCUCAGGGCAACCUACAGAGAAGUAUAAAACGUGAGAUGCAUAGGGUACCAGUUUUUCAGUCAUUUGACUUAUGAUCCUGAAGUCCUUUGAUAUCAACACAGGACUUUUUCCAUAGAUCAGCAUUACAGAUCCCUUUUUGCAUUUUAGAAAAGUUUUAUAAAAUAACUGGGUGGGCCUGUGUCUGGCAAUUUAUUAUUAAAGUGCUUAAAUUUGAACCAGUCUCUCUCACUCAUAUGAGAGAUGCAUGGGAAGAAAUAACUAAAGGGAGGAGAGUUGAGCACACAUGAGUCCUGAUACGUUGCAUUUGUUUUACAAGUAGCUGUGUGGAAUGGCCCACUGGGAAAAAUCCUGGGUAUGAGUCCAGUUCCACUUAUUUUUAAGAACUACUCAAUUGUAUCUAGAGGCCAUCUCGCUGAGUACAGUGGUGCCCCGCAAGACGAAUGCCUCGCAAGACGGAAAACCCGCUAGACGAAAGGGUUUUCCGUUUUUGAGUUGCUUCGCAGGACGAAUUUCCCUAUGGGCUUGCUUCGCAAGACGAAAAUGUCUUGUGAGUCUUGAGAUUUUCUUUUUCGCUCCCCCCCCCUUUUUCUAAGCCGCUAAGCCUUUAAUAGCCUUUUAGCAGCUAAGCCGCUAAGCCUUUAAUAGCCGCUAAACCGCUAAUAGCGCUAAGCCGCUAAUAGGGUUGCUUCGCAAGACGAAAAAACCGCUAGACGAAGACACUCGCGAAACGGAUUAAUUUCGUCUUGCGAGGCACCACUGUAUUAAGUUUCCAAUAGAAGACAGCCAGAUACCAACAUGCCCUGCUUAUAUAUUUCUCAGAGGCAAAGACUGUUAUUUUAUUCCCAAUAUCAAAAGUAUACUGUCUCUAAACAUGAAGGUUCCAUCUGUCUACUAUGAAUAGUCUUCCAUUUAUUUGGUCCCAGCCAAGUUUCAGUUGUCAUUGGUUAUAAAUGCAUGUCACUUUUGUGACGCUUCAUUCUGAGGCUUGUAUCUCACAAAAUUUCCCAGUACACUUUCUGGUGUUGGUAAAUGCUGUACUUGUAUUAUCAUUUGCAGCCAUUGGGAAAGCUCAUCAGGUCAUUUGAGACCAGCAUGUAUGUGCUCUGGUGGGCUAUGUCUAAUACAGCUACACUGAUGCUGCCUGGUGGGUGGGUGUAUGAUGGUGCGGUGCAGUUCUUAAUUUAAUGGAAAAUUCACUGGUGUGAUAGCACUUCCAUCGCUGCUUUUAGACUGCUGUUUAUGAAAAGCAGCUUGUAUGAAGGCACUUCAAACCUUGCCUGGCUCUGCAGAGGUGAAAUUAAAAAUAGCCAGAACCAUUUAGUAAGGUACUUCACACAACAUCUUGCUGAGUGGAGCAACUUCUGUGUGAAUCAGGCCUUGGUGCAAAUUAAGGCAAGGCAAGCAAACAAGGUAUGUUUCUGUUCUGAACAGCAUAAUAGUCAUCACUUUGCUCCUGAGGGUUUUACAUCACAAAGCAACAUUUUCUGUUCAAAUCUGUUUUGCUGCCAUGAUACAAACUACCUGCUGGUUUAUGGGAAAGUUGUACUUUUGGGAUAGGUGAGAUUACGAUUUGUAUGAGAAACACUAAAUUAUUGCAGGCAUUGGUUUAUCUCAGAGGUUACUUAGUGCUUACAGAAACAUGUUUUCUGAAAACAUCAUGACUUUAUCCUGAGGAGAUUCUGGCAAAUGUUGUGAUCAGAAACAAAAAAAUUUGCCAUGCUGCUUCCAUGGCCAUUUCUUUGCCUUCACUAACUAGUACAUAAUGUAUGCCUGGCUUCAUCAUUUCCGUAAGCUUUGAAUAGUAACAGGAAACACUUUUUAAUGCAUCCUUUCCCAUAUCAAUGAAAAACUGUUUUCAAGGUCCAUUGAAAUCAGUUUCUGGUUGUCUUGUCUACCUUAGUGGGAUUUUGAAAACUAAUACUCAUCUGCCCACUGUAGCAGUUGCCCUCAGAUAAGUGCCUGUCCUGUGUCUUUUUACUAGCCCUUUAAAUUUAGAGCGAAAAGUGGCAAAAGUGUACAACUGGGAGCAGUAGCGCAGGCAAGGUUGAAGUUGAGCUGGAUUGUGUCCUGAUGUUCAAAACUUACUAACUAGCAUCUCAUGUUCCUAGCAUGCAACCAAGCAAGCUUUAAGAUGAGAGUGCAUACAUCUUCUUUUGAAGGCCAGCACAUUCUGGUGUUUAAAAGUGUUCCAAUCUCUUCCUUAUUGAUUAUGACUUCUAAAAUCUAGAAUCCCAGUAACUUUUAAUAGCACAUAGUUUUUACUGCUGAUUUUCCCCUAACGGCUGCAAGGUCUCCGUAAGCCUAAAGCUAGGAAACUAGACCCCUUGGCUUUCUGUGGAAAGUUGUUGCUAUACAGCUACUUUAGUCUUCUAAUCUAAGGUUCAUCUAACUAAGUUCUCAAGAAACAUACUUGAGCUGUGAACAUCUGUACAGACUAUUUUGCUUGAUGUUUAUAGUGUACAUAAUCGUGUACGUAAUAGACAAGAAAUCAAAUUUCAAAUACAUGGUAUGGUUGUAUUUUUAAAUUUAGAUGCCUGCCUUUAUAGGUUUAUUCACCUGUACUAUCAAAGCUAAUUGAAUUGCAUAAGGAUCAAUGAAAAUGUUUUUUGGCUUUGUCUCCUAUUUACUGUGGAUAUAAUCAGUUUGAAGUAUUGUGAACAUCAUUUUGUAUUGUAUGUUGUGAACUUUGUAUUGGGGAGAGUUCAAUCCUACAGAUGCUGAGUACCCUGAUCUUGGCAUGCGCAAAACUUUUGUGCUCAUUGUGCAAUUAGAAAUUUCACCAUCACUGGAUUUUACAUGUUAGAGGGUGUGCAUGCAUAAAUAUCAAGCAGAUUUUGGGCUGGAGUGCUCAGUAUGUUGUAGAAUUGAACUCUGCCAUGAAAUGUCUGCUAUUAAACUUGUUUCAUGUUAGGUUAAAGGCUCAGGUUUUCAGACUGUUUUAUUCACAUGUUAGUUUGUAAAAACUAAAUUGAACUUUAUUAAACACUAAAGUAAUUGAGGCAUCCUGUAAACUGUAGCUCAGUUUUAGGCUUUUUGUUUGUAUUUUUUUUCACAAAUAUAUAUCUAACCAAGUUCAUUUUGAACCUCUUUUAACAGCCUUGCUUUGGGUUAGCCCUCGUUUCUCUUGUGUGGAGGAGAAAGAACCCAAGAGGUUGGGGUUCCUAGUGGCUGAAUUUCUAGGGCUUGGCCUGUUCUGAGUUUUCCCUUUGGUACCCAUGACACACCUAUCUUGGCGAUGUAGAUCUUGGUUGGCCCACAGCUCGAUUGGCUAGCACAGGUCAACCUCAGGUUCUAGAGCCGCUUCCGGAGACUGUGUCCAGUGCUUUCAGGGUCUCUGGUACAUCUCCCUGAAGCACAUUGCUAUGGUCCAUUCCUCUGUCCCUCCCAUGUAAGGGAGUUCCUCUUGGUCUGCUAGGCAAUUAUUGGACAAGCGACUCUUUGCUUAAGGUACCUGCUUAUAUCAUCUGACCACUUGUGGUAUGUUGUGGUAAGUAGCCUAUGGCUAUAAAAUGUCAGCUAUUCUUUGGGGCACUUUGUAAAGGUUAAGAAAUAAGUCAUAAACAACUUAUUUUAAAAUAUCUUUAACACUUAGUUGUGUAGUGUUGCAGCAUAGACUCAAGCUCAAUUACAUUAAAUGCAAGUCUCUGUUAAAAUAACACUGAGGUUGUGACACGAACUGAUGAAAGCAGAAAAGUUGUGCUUCUGCCUUUUGACAGCUUGUGACAGAAUCUUAGCAUUAACUUAAUAAAGACAUUUGUGUUUAAUUUGUAUAGACAAGAGGAAGAAUGUUUGCAGGCAAACCUUUUAAUAUACAAGUAAACUGAGACUUCAUUUAUGAUCAAAUGCUUGCAUUUAAUAACACCAUUUGUGACAUAGUUAAUAUAUGUGGUAAUCCUUUAAAUGGUAUGUUAUAUUGCCAUAUCUGAGCAAUGUGAUUAGCUUAAUUUUUCUCAUUAUAGCUGUAAUAUAUGGGAGUUUACUAUAAUUGUUAGCCAUAACAAGGAGACCUGUUUAAAAACGAUUUCUUUAGUUCUAUGCAUCAUUUUCUAAGCUGAACUGUGACUUUUACUGCAGGAUUUGAAAGACUUCAUGAGAAAGGCUGGAGAAGUUACCUUUGUAGAUGCACACAGAAACAAUCCAAAUGAAGGGUAAGAUUUGAACUUUGCACCCAAGGUAGUUAGCUUGAUCGGUUCCAAACGCAAUGACAGUGGUGUUAGUGUUGUUGCAACAUACACAAGAUCAGUAGAAUAAAAUGAAGCACUAUACUCCUGUGCACUUCUAUUUCCAGAUUGGUUGCCUAGGCAACCAUACCACAUUCUAUUUGGCUAGGAAUAAGUGAUCAUGUGGAAGUUCGAAGGAAGGUACAAGGAGCUUUAUGUCACAAUCUGGAAUUAAGGGUUUGGGAAAUUCACACCAUUGUUUACUAUAACACUGUUAAUUUGAAUAUGAGCAUUGAAGGAGGGCAGGAUCAUUGCUCUUCGGUAAUCUAAGUAGAAAAUAAGCUCUAUCAUUUUUGAACUUAAAUGUCAAUUUUGUUUUGGCUGUGCAGUGUGGUGGAGUUUGCAUCAUCCAGUGACAUGAAGAGUGCAUUGGACAAGUUGGAUGGCAGCGAGUUGAAUGGGCGCAGAAUUAAGCUAAUUGAAGAUCGCAAAAGGCGCAGGUAUGUCACCAUAUGUGAAGAUCUGAUGGACUUGGCAAGAAACAUGGCAAUCAGGGCAGGGGGUGGGAAGCAAGAUGUUAGGAAAAUGUUGCUGCCCCAAACCUUCUCAAGGUACAAUUGAACUGGAUCUCUGUCCAAGUAUUUCCACAGAUAGUAACAGAAAAUGCAGGGUGACAACACUUGGUAUAAACAAAUAGCUUCUAAAUUUUAUAGCUUUAUGGAGAUAGCCAAAGUGAUGCCCUCCCCAGGUUUGCUAGACUCCCACUCGCAUAAGCCACAGCCAUCAUGGUCACUUGGCAGGAAAGGGAGAUGGAGGACACCACCUUGGCGACCCCAGUGUAUGCAGUUGGAGAAAUUAGAAUUAGAGAAAUUGGAGUACAGACUGAGGGAUCUGUAUUAUGCCUGCUUUCUACACCAAGCAAGCUUGUUUACAGUGGCACUGAGAUAGGGAUCAAAAAAGAGCCUUGAAAUUCUCAAGAUUUUUUGUAGACUUUUAAGUAUGAGAGGGAGUCAGGGUGAAAAAGCUACUUUGGGCUGCAACAUUGCCUGUUGGAUGAACAGAAGUCAAAAGUUCCAUGUUUCUCUACUGUUAGAGGAGAAAUACCACUUUAGAUGGCAUUUUAAAAGACGACCCAGUUGUGUAGUGGGAAUAUGCAAGACUGGAUACAAAAAAGAUAUUUAUGAAUACUGGAUAUAGACUGUCAUAAGAUCUGUUCAAUCUUUAUCAGAAGCAGAUCCCGUUCACGGAGUUAUUCAAGAUCUCGCAGCAAGUCUAGAUCUGCAAGAUCUUCCAAGUCAACAAGCAAGUCUCGUUCUCGAAGCCGUACCCCUGAAAAGAGGGGCUCUCGAAGCCGCACACCUGAAAGGAAGGGCUCAGAGAAAAACCACCACUCUGGCCCGCAAAAUUCCUCUCCGUCUCCUCCCCCAGCCAAGAAAAGGUCUCGCUCUAGGUCGAGCUCUGCUGAAAGCCGCAGUUAAGGUAUUUUGAGAGGUGUAUAAAUAUUUCAUUUCUAAGUCAAAUUUUCUACAAGCCUGAAUAAGAUGCAAAUGGGGGUGGGGGGAGGGACAAUUCAUCAGGUGAGCAUAGACCUCUGAAGAGAGUAUGUAAACUUGCCCUCUUUAUAGAGUUAGAUAAAUUGUAACCAAUAAUAAAAGCAAUUUAAAUCGGCAAAUUAUAAUUACCCACAUGUACUAUGUACUUCUCUAGGUGAAGCCUUACUGACUCAAGCAGUACACAUAAUGGGAGUUUUGUCCUUAUUGUUGAAUAUGAUAAAUUUAAGACAUGGACUGUGGUGCCACUUUUCAGAGUCCUUUGGCUGUGCUUCUUGUUUGCACAUAGAAUAUCUUCUAGUUAACAUUGAGUAAAUCACCAUGGAUAGUUCAGCUGACUAUUAACAUGCUGUUUUGAAAAGUCCCAUGCAACUUCCCAAUAUACAGUUAUCCUUUAGUAGGGCACAGGUGGGUAUCUGAAUUGUGAAGGAAAUAUUUUUCCUUAUUCUUAACGAGUAUUUACAUUUAAAGUAGCAAGCCAGGGAACGUGUUUUAAUGUGUUAUCUGGUUAAGCAGAUGCUGCUGUGAAAUUUUUAAUGCUACUUUAGAGUAAGGUCUAGUCAAGAAGUACAUCUUCCACACCAAAUUUUAUCUGGACAGGGUACAAAGUUUCAUAACCCACUUCAUGAUAUAAAAAAUCAAAACAUAAUGGAUACUUUAAUGCAGCAACUUAGAGUAUUUAACCUGGCAGUCUUGCAAAGGCAUUGUUUUACAGAGAUACCCUUUGUGAAAUAAAAAUACACCAGUUUUACUGAAGUUUUUAUUUUAAUAUUACAAAGAGAGCGACCAGAGUGUGACACUUAAAUACUGCAGGUACAUGUAGUAUCAGAAGCAGUAAAUUGUCAAAUUUAAUAGGGGAAGGUUAUUUUCAAACUCAAAACAAAUUUCCAGUCAAGCUUCAUGUAAUGUGAAUUUAUUCAUGCUAAAGUGUAAAAGGGCAUUUUCCUUAGGUUUACAAAACAUGAUUUUGUUUUUGUUAGUAAGUAGUACUCUGUUAAUCUUUAACAACUUUGUGAUCACUAAACUACCUGGCUUCCACAUACCUAAAUGAGGGAAUCUGCUUCGAAUAUUUGUAAACUGAACCCUAAAAUGUUUAAAUGUAUUGGUGUGAUACAGUAAAUACAAUAAAUGUUUCUCCCCUGCUUACUGCAGCUUCAGCGGUCUUUCUGUGUUGCUCAUUAAAGCUAAGUUUGUAAACUUUUUUCUUUGUUAGCAACAGUUUUAUUUUCAAUAAAAUUGAUACAUAAUAAAAUGUUACUUUGUUGGAUC